AAGCAGGGAAUGACCCUGAGGAAAGUUUCUGCUUGGAGAAUCAGCUCAGGUGCUGCAGCAGCAGAGGCAAGAAGGACCUUCAAAGGGAGCAACUGCAGGAAAGGAUGAGAUUCAGCUCCACAGCCAGAUGGGAAGGGUGGAGAGAACCACCAGAACCAAAGCUCAGGAGGUUGCAGGCAGAGCUGCUGGAGGAAAGGGCUGGGUGGAAGAGAAGGAAGCCCUGCCCCAGCACUCACCACCUCCAGCACUAGAGGACUCAAAGUGUAAUAGGAGGGAAGGAACCCACAGCACAGAGCAUACAGAAUCCAAGGCGGGUGAGUCACCAAUAACUGGUUCAAAGGAACACCUCAAGGAUCGUUGCAGUCAGCAAGAUGCUUUCCCAAAGGAGGAAGGAAGAGCUUCCUCUGUCCCUUACCCCAACAGCUGUCUCAGGAACAUCUGGCUCAGCAUGGACAAAUCGGAUCCCUCAGACUUAUCCGACUCCUGCGUGCAUGCCUGUACCAGUGCGUGCUUCGAGGGUGAUUACAUCUUCAAACAGGGAGCUGUGACCAGACCUGCACUUGGGAUGCAGACAGCAACACUGGAGACUGCUCCACCAAGACCACAAGACUUCGCUGCCUGUCCAAGUUCUCUCCAAGCAGACCGCGGAACUCCUCAGGGAAGGAUCCUGUCUCACUCAUGUGGAAAGCCUACCACAUACUGGGCUGUACAAUUGUCCUGCUGCAGAGAGCACACAGCGGGUGGGAGACGAGGGAUUCUGGGAAGAAUCUACUUUCAACCUUGUUCCACUCCUGAGAAACAGUCAGAAGGAGGAUUUAUUUCAAAUUCACUUCAGAAUACUGGCAGGGGACAGAGCCAGGAGCUCUCCUGCGCUCUGCCAAAGCCCUUCCAGUUUUCCAAGUAUUCAUUUACAGAAAACAGCCUUCUGGUGGUUACAGUGCUCCUCGUGAUUCAGCUUCUAGCUCCAGCAGAGGUUAACACAAAUGGAAAUGAAGUAAUACACUCAAAAAGAGUGCAAAUACCCGAACCCUUAGCAAUCUGUCAGGUGGACUGAUUUAACUCUAGGUAAUAAAGCAAUUUCUAUUGUGA
Molecule: messenger RNA, 1089 nt
Organism: Pezoporus occidentalis (night parrot)
Lineage: Eukaryota; Metazoa; Chordata; Aves; Psittaciformes; Psittacidae
Exons: 6
Coding region: 128-1054 (308 amino acids)
Source: RefSeq, a predicted model, not a curated record